AUGACCAUGUCCAUGAAGAUGGAGGAGGACCGAAGUCACAUGACCGAGAGGAUACUGAACCUCACCCUGGAGAUCAUCUACCUGCUGACCAGAGAGAGUUUUCCUCUUCUGAAGUCCGGUGACCGUGUGACCAUCAGGGUGCCCCCACGUGGUUCCCUAAAACCCGAGAGACAGAACAUGGAGAAGGUUCUAGAAGUCACCAAGAAGAUGAUGGAGCUGCUGACGGGAGAGAGUGGAAACCUCGGAGAUUAUAAUAUUGUUGUUAAAGAAGAGGAUGAGGAGUACGGUGUGAUGGAGGAGUUUUCUGAAAGACACAAGGUACUCUUCAAAGACAUUAUGAUCCCUCACCAGGUUGAGGGUGAAGUAGAAGAGACGUAUGUGAGGGAUGAUCAGCGAUAUACGGAGGAGGCCGGGAUGAUGAGGACGUCCAUAGAGGAGGACACGCCUACAGAGACCAGCACAGGACACGCCAUGGAGGAACCCUCAAAGGAUCGUCUGACUUUAUCUCCAGGUUGUAAGAUGGAAGAUGAGGACAUCACAGCAGAUUGUGCGGGAGAAGAGACAAUGAGCUCAGCUAUGGAUGGUGGACGUCACGGUGCGGAUAGACCAUGGACUCCCUCUGACUCUGAGCGACCUCGUCCUGUGGGGGAUGGUGCCGGAAUUCAGGGGAAAAAUAACUUUUUGUGUCCUGAUUGUGGGGAAAGUUUUAAAUCUGAAUUAGGUCUUACUGAACAUCAGAGGUCUCACACGGUUGAGGAGCUUCAUUCCUGUUCAGAGUGCGGGGAAACAUUUCUACAUAAAUAUCACCUUACUGUACAUCAGAGAUCUCAUGCGGGUGAGGCGCUUCAUUCCUGUCCUCAGUGUGGGAAAAGUUUUCUUUACAAAUCGAAACUAGUUAUACAUGAGAGAUCUCACACAGGUGAGAAGCCAUUUUCCUGUCUUGUGUGUGGGAAAAGUUUUGUAUGUAAAUCCAAUUUCACUUUGCAUCAGCGGUCUCAUACAGGGGAGAAGCUAUAUUCCUGCUCUGAGUGCGGGAAAACCUUCGUCAAAAAAUCAGAUCUUACGAAACAUCAGCUCUCUCACACAGGGGAAAGGCUAUAUUCCUGCUCUGUGUGCGGGAAAUGUUUUUUACGUAAAUCUCACCUCACUGAGCAUCAGAAGUCUCAUACAGGGGAGAAGCCGUUUUCCUGCUCCGUGUGCGGUAAAUGUUUUGUACGCAAGUCUCAUCUCUCUGUGCAUGAGAGGUCUCAUACAGGUGAGAAGCCAUAUUCCUGCUUUGAGUGUGGAAAAUGUUUCAUAUGUAAGACUCAUCUCAACGUGCACCAGAAGUCUCACUCCGGGGAGAAGCCUUAUUCCUGCUCCGAUUGCGGGAAAUGUUUUAGUAGUAAGUCUUACAUUGCUGUGCAUCAGAGGUCUCACACCGGUGAGAAGCCGUAUUCCUGCUCUGAGUGCGGGAAAUCUUUUAUACAGAAACCCCAACUUACCAGACAUAAACGAUCUCACACGGUUGAGAAGCCUCAUCCCUGCCCCGACUGCGGGAAAUGUUUUUCAACCAGAUCGCUAGUUGUCCGACAUCAAAGGUCUCACACGGGGGAGAAGCCGUAUUCCUGCUCUCAGUGCGGGAAAUCCUAUUCGCAGACAUCUCAACUUGUCAGGCAUCAAAGAUCUCACACGGGGGAGAAGCCAUAUUCUUGCCCCGAGUGCGGGAAAUGUUACCCUGUGAAAUACGAACUAGUCGCACAUCUAAGAUCUCACACAGGGGAGAGGCCGUAUGUCUGCCCUGAGUGCGGGAAAUGUUAUCCACGAAAAGCGCAGCUAGUCAGACAUCAAAUAUCUCACUCGGGGGAGAUGCCGCAUACCUGCCCUGACUGCGGGAAGUGUUUCCUAAGUGAGUCCCAUCUUUACAGACAUCAGAAAACUCACACGGGUGAGAAGCCUCAUUCCUGCUCUGAUUGCGGGAAAAGCUUUUUAGAGAAGUCCCAUCUUUAUAGGCAUCAGAGAACUCACACGGGCGAGAAGCCGUUUGCCUGCCCCGAGUGCGGGAAAUGUUACGCUCGAAAGUCCCAACUAGUAAAACAUCACAUGUCUCACACCGGAGAGAAGCCGUAUUCCUGCUCCGAGUGCGGGAAAUGUUUUUUAAGCGAGUCCAACCUCAACGCUCAUCAGCAAACCCACACGGGGGAGAAGCUGUUUUCCUGCUCCGACUGCGGGAAAAGCUUUACAGAGAAGUCCCACCUUUACCGACAUCAGAUAACCCACACGGGGGAACAGCUGUAUACCUGUGCCGAGUGCGGAAAAACCUUUUCGCAGAAGAACCAGCUUUACAGACAUCAGAUAACCCACACCCGCAAGAGGCCGUUUUCCUGCUCCGAGUGCGGGAAAUGUUUUUCGCAGAAGGCCUCUCUUAUCAAACAUCAGGCAACCCACACGACCCAAGGCGCAUCGGUGUCACAAGUGCGGGAAAUGUCUUCUGUAUGAAUCAUCAGA
This is a messenger RNA of Nanorana parkeri, 2487 nucleotides long. RefSeq names its product oocyte zinc finger protein XlCOF6-like. The transcript has 6 exons. The coding region runs from base 1 to 2478 and encodes 825 amino acids. Gene Ontology annotation, biological process: regulation of cytokine production; regulation of immune system process; negative regulation of transcription by RNA polymerase II. Lineage: Eukaryota; Metazoa; Chordata; Amphibia; Anura; Dicroglossidae. The record is from RefSeq and is a predicted model, not a curated record.